Cyclocybe aegerita is the source of this 420-nucleotide messenger RNA. The record is from the annotation of a GenBank genome assembly. Lineage: Eukaryota; Fungi; Basidiomycota; Agaricomycetes; Agaricales; Hemipholiotaceae.
AUGACGCAUGCCUCAAGCGCCCCGUGCCUCGAGGGAGACGAGUCCCUGCGUUUCAACGACUCUGAGGCCCCGUCUCUCGCCUGUUCCUUCCUCUGCCCAUCCCACGCUCCAUUCAUUUCUCCGCCUCCCCCGCCACCUACCCUCGCGAACACUCAAGCUCCUCCAGCCGCAUCCCGUACUGUCAUGUCCGUCGUCGAUUCGUCAGAAGACAUCCGCUGUCCGGACCUCAUCCUCUCCUGGGGUGUGUUCCGCCCAUCAACCCCGUCUCGAAGAACCAGAGACACAGGACUCAACCGAGCCCCGGCUCGUGCAAUGCCAGUGAGACGACGACGAGGCGAGGCGACGGCUCUGGAGACGUUCGCCCGACGUGGAAGGAUGGAGGCUGUGGGCAUACCGCCUCGUAACUUCGUCUCUUUGUAG